AAGAUCAACAUGGUUUCCACAAAAUUCCACCCCCGUGUAAAGACGCCGAAUAACUACUGGAAGACUUCUCCUUUACUUCUCUCUUCGUUUACCUUUACAGCGACAAAAACAACAACAUUCUAUUUUUUUUAUACGAUGGACAACCUACAAAUAAGGAGCAGCCCUCUCGUCAGCGAUGUACAACUAGUACGUAGCAGUACCACGCUCGCAGAAAAGUAAGAAUGACACAGAUUCCAUUUCACAUUGUGCUCCGCCGUAUUUUGUAAGACACGCACGACACCAGCACCACACGCACCAAUAUACAACAAGCCAUGUGGGGCAACGGUGGUGGGCAGUUCAAUGCCGCCGGCAUGCCCAUGACGCUCGACCAAUAUGAGCAGGAUUUAAAGCAACGACUCCAAGUCGAGGAGCUCGAGGACGCGGAAACGCUCUGCGCCCGGUUCGCCUCUGCCCAGGCGCACGCCCGGGACGCGGUGAAAGAGCUGCGAGAUUUGUGCGGGAAGCACGUGUUGGAAGAUGAGGCAGAGGCUUUUGCCGACAAGUACGAGGAACUCCAGUUCCAGCUGAGUCGGCUCCGGCAAGCAAACUCCUUCAUGCGAAAACAAAUCGACGACAUCAAAACAGAACUAACCACAAAGGACCCGGUGCACGAAUUGAGGAGAAGGGUACAGUUUUAUUUCGGAUUUGUGAAUAAAUUUGAGUUUUUCUUUUUGAGGAACUGAUCACUUGAUGCAGCGAAAGGGAGCGAAUUUUGUAGUCUAUGUAGAAUUUGGUCAACAUCUAUCAACACUGUAUGCACUCUCGCAACUUCUUCUGCAAAGUCGUCAAAAUCGAACAUAAAAACAGCACGAGAACGACUUGUAUGAGGAGGGUCUGUUUAUGCAGCAAAUCCUUCACGCCGGGGUGCCCGACCCGGAAACGCCGGUGGAUUUGAUUCCGGAAGACGAGUGGCCGCAGCGGCAGGAGUUGCUGGACCGAGGACUGGAUCCGAACUCCACCCUGUACCGGCUCCACCACAUGGCCUAUGAGCACGACCAGCGAACGAUACUCGAGGCGCAGUUGAAAGGAAAGAAGGUACAUUUUUUUAUAGUGCAUUUAUCUCGACAAAAGUUUCUAUCUCUGUGAAGAGUGCGCUACAGAAUCUUGACCUGGUAACAAAAUAUGUUCUUAGACGACAAACGACGCAAUGACGAAUUCGAUACACUAUCACGUACCACGUACCAAUGACGAAUUCGUAAUGACGUACCACCACAGGAUGUCCGCAACAAAGCGGCGGAGGAGCUUUCCAAAUGGAAGGAGCAGGGCGAAGCGAAAACGCUGGAGGUAGAGAAGGCCCAGGCCUCCAUUAGGAAGAUCCUGGAGCAGCGUAAGACAGCGGACCAGGGCGGUCCCGCCGCUAGUCCCGGACUGCAGCCCUCGAAUGAACCGGGCAGCCGAAAGAGCAGCGCCGUCGUGCUGCAGGGUAUGGAGCACAACACAGGUGACGUGGAGAUGCUGGAUGCGGGUACUAUUCUCGAGCAGCAGCAGCACCUCCCCGGUGACCACGAACUGCCACCGCACCAGACCAUCCUGCCGGCCCCGCUGGAAGCGAUUCGUAGUCGGUUCGCCAUCCUACCAGAACAGGGAUACGACCCGGAUAUCGACUGCUCGGUGCUGCAGAGCGUGGAGGAGGCGGUGAUCGCGCCACGGGACUCCGCCGAGCCGACCAAAAAGGAGCGCCGCGACGUCGUCCUGAUUCGCGACAACGUGCAGGUGUGCGUGUCUAUCCGGGGCCCGGAGCGCAAAGAAGUCUCGCUCCGCUUUCGUUUGCAGCAUGAGGAGGGGGCAAAUAGUCAUCACCAGGAGCAGGCCACCGUGGGAUUGUGCGCGUACGCCUAUCAGAGGGACAACGUCGGCAAGCCUACGCCGCUGGGUGGUAGAAGUAGGCCACAGCAACACGCAGGCAUUGAGGCGGAAAUCGAGUUUUCUUCUGUAGGAGAGGAGAAUUUCAAAAAGUACGACUGGCUCGGCAAACUUUUGAGGAACGAAAUAACCGCCCUUGCCGUAGUUCAAAAUGUUAGAGAACAAGUGGCCAGCUUGGAACUGUGAAAAACUCUGUUGACUUGUCAUACUCACAACUAAUUGGCGACACGAAAAAAAAAACAAAUGAAAAAUAAGGAAUCAAAUACUUACAAAUCACCACUACUUUCGCUGCUUUGUUCGAUGGAGCUGGCUUGUACGCAUAUUGACAAAUUUUCUUUUGAUAGAUUGUGCUUUUCUUUUGUU
Amoebophrya sp. A120 is the source of this 2265-nucleotide messenger RNA. The record is from the annotation of a GenBank genome assembly. Lineage: Eukaryota; Dinophyceae; Syndiniales; Amoebophryaceae.